Molecule: messenger RNA, 594 nt
Organism: Cordyceps fumosorosea ARSEF 2679
Lineage: Eukaryota; Fungi; Ascomycota; Sordariomycetes; Hypocreales; Cordycipitaceae
Exons: 2
Coding region: 1-594 (197 amino acids)
Source: RefSeq, a predicted model, not a curated record
AUGGCACAGCCGUUUACCAUCCGCGCGGGCCCAGACACCGACAUCUGGAAGAAGCCUCCCGCCAAGGACAUCUUCAACGCCCCCUUCAAGACGCACUCGUCCAACCCCGUGGCCAAGUUCCGCUCCGCGCAGGUCACCUUCACCGCCGCGUACGCCCAGCAAUACGACCAGGCCGGGCUGCUCUUCCGCCUCACGCCCCCCACCGCCGCGGACCAGCAGCAGCCCGCCCGUAAAUGGGUCAAGACGGGCGUCGAGCUGUACGAGGGCCUGCCGCGGCUGUCGACCGUGAGCUGCGACACCUGGGCCGACUGGAGCGUCGGGCCCGUCGACAGCAGCAGUGCCGCAGAGGUAGCAGCUGGCAAGCGCAGCGUGACGGUGCGCGUGCGCGCCGAGGGCGACGCGAACGGCCGCAGCUGGUGGGUGUACCACAUCGACGGCGAGACGGAGACGCCGCUGCGGGAGAUUUGCUGGAUCGCGGAUGCGCGGUACGCGGGCUGGACGCUGGAGGUCGCGGCGCUGGUGGCGAGGCCGGCCAAGGGAGGCGAGGGCGAGCUGGAGGCCAAGUUUGAGGACUUUACGGUGGAAUGGGCGUGA